AUGGAUGCCCCGCAAACCCUCUAUGACAAGAUUUGGAAUGCCCACAUUGUGUACAAACAAACGUUUUCCCAACACGCGAUGCUGAAUGAUAGCCUCUACAGGACCCCUCAAAAGAAUGACCUUGACCUUAUCUAUGUCGACCGCCACUUGUUGCACGAAGUCUCUAGCCCACCGGCGUUCAGUGGACUUCGCGCUGCUGGAAGGAGCGUCAGACGACCGGACUGCACACUAGCUACCGUCGAUCACAAUGUUCCGACAAGCCCUCGAAACGGAGGCGAGCAUGACCUAGAAGUUCUCAUAGCGGAUCCAGAGUCGCGCGCACAAUGUUCGACCCUAGAAGACAACGUGAAGGAAUUUUCACUUCCGUUUUUUGGUUUGCACGAUAAACGACAAGGAAUUGUUCAUGUGAUUGGCCCCGAGCAAGGAUUCACGCUGCCGGGUAUUACUUGUGUUUGUGGCGAUUCCCACACUUCCACACAUGGUGCAUUUGGAGCGCUUGCAUUUGGUAUCGGUUCCACCGAGGUCGAGCAUGUCUUGGCCACCCAGACCUUACUGCAAAGGAAAAGUAAAAAUAUGCGAAUCUCAGUCGAUGGUGAACUCGGCGUAGGCGUUACCUCAAAGGACCUUAUUCUCCAUAUCAUUGGGGUCAUCGGUGCCUCGGGUGGGAAUGGGUAUGUCAUCGAGUAUGCUGGGAGUGUUAUCCGAGGGCUUAGCAUGGAGGCUCGCAUGAGUGUUUGCAACAUGAGCAUCGAAGCUGGUGCUAGGGCAGGUAUGAUUGCUCCAGACGACAUCACCUUUGCCUAUCUCAAGAACCGUCCACUUGCGCCACAAGGCGACUACUGGGAACGAGCCGUUGAAUUCUGGCGAACGCUCCGAUCGGAUAUUGACGCCAAAUUCGAUGUGGAGGUCAAUAUCCAUGGGAUAGACGUUGUUCCCUGCGUCACUUGGGGAACCUCUCCUCAGGACGUUGUUCCCAUUACUGGAGUUGUUCCCGACCCCGCUUGUUUUGCCGACCAAGCUCGUCGUCAAGCCGCAGAGCGGUCCUUGCACUAUAUGGGCCUAAUUCCCGGCACCGCAAUGCAAGAUAUCAAAGUGGACAACGUUUUCAUUGGAUCUUGCACAAAUGGACGAAUUGAAGACCUUCGCGCGGCGGCCAACGUCAUUCGCUCUGCCGGACCUAGCACUGUUGUUUCUUCUGGUGUACAAUGCGUUGUUGUCCCUGGUUCAACCUCGAUCCGGCUACAAGCAGAAUCCGAGGGUCUCCAUACUGUUUUUCGCCGAGCGGGAUUCCAGUGGCGCGAAUCAGGCUGCUCUAUGUGUAUUGCAAUGAAUGGUGAUCAGCUCGAAGCAGGCAAACGCUGUGCGAGCACGACUAACCGCAAUUUUGAGGGUCGUCAAGGAGCGGGUGGGAGAACUCAUUUGAUGAGUCCUGCAAUGGCUGCUGCUACAGCUCUUCGAGGCACCCUAACUGAUCCGCGACAAUAUCAGAGUCAGACUACAGAGACCAACGUGGAAUUCGAGGAUAACAUCAAAUCUCCAGCUACGAUUCCCGAACUUCCUGCGAUGGCUCCAGCAAUCUCCCAACAGGUUCAGAAGAAGGAAAGCAAGAUAUUCCGCAUACUCCAAGGGAUUGCUGCUCCUAUGUACCUCGAAAACACGGAUACGGACAUGAUCAUUCCCAAGCAAUUUCUGAAGAGGAUCGACAGGCAAGGUCUGGCCGACGCGCUAUUUUUCAACUUGCGCCAUGACAGUAAAACUGGCGCAUCGCUCGACUUCAUUCUUGAUCGUCCGCCGUAUAACAAAGCAGUCUUCCUUAUUUCCACGGGCAAGAACUUUGGGUGUGGCAGCUCGCGCGAAAACGCGGCUUGGAGCUUAGAGGACUUUGGUAUUCGCUGUCUCAUCGCGCCAAGCUUCGGCGAUAUCUUUCGGAACAACUGCUUCCAAAACUGCAUGUUACCUAUAGAACUGAGCGUCGAGGAGUGUCGCUCACUGGCGGCUGACGCUGAGCUCGGUAUCGAGCUCAAAGUUGACCUCGAGAAGCAAGAAAUCAUUCGCAUGACACCGUCCCAAAAUCCAAUCAAGUUUUUGACGGAUGCAUUUCGCAGACAGUGUUUGUUGGAGGGUUUCGAUGAGAUCGGUACCACCAUGCAGUUGGUCCACGACAUCACAGCAUUUGAAGAAAAACGAACACAAAUGUGGCCCUGGUUGGAUGGGAUGGGUCGUGGAAGAAAAGUACAGCCGUAUUCAGACGAAAUUCGGAUGGACUGGUAG
Molecule: messenger RNA, 2271 nt
Organism: Mycena indigotica
Lineage: Eukaryota; Fungi; Basidiomycota; Agaricomycetes; Agaricales; Mycenaceae
Product: 3-isopropylmalate dehydratase
Exons: 8
Coding region: 1-2271 (756 amino acids)
Biological process (GO): L-leucine biosynthetic process
Cellular component (GO): 3-isopropylmalate dehydratase complex
Molecular function (GO): 3-isopropylmalate dehydratase activity; 4 iron, 4 sulfur cluster binding
Source: RefSeq, a predicted model, not a curated record